UACCCUCAAAGCUGGCCGAGGAGGAGGAGGGAGGAGGCGGUAACAGCCACAACUCGGAAUUUGCAAGCGAGUGUCGGGAUGGGGUCUGUUUCCAACCAGCAGUUUGCAGGUGCGAAGCCGGGCGAGGAGCCGGCCGGAGACUCGCCCAAGGCCGAGAACGAUUCGCAGCCCCUGCACGGCUCCGGCAUCUGUAAAUGGUUCAACGUCCGCAUGGGCUUCGGCUUCCUCUCCAUGACCGCCAAGGGCGGCGCGACCCUGGACUCGCCCGUCGAUGUCUUCGUGCACCAGAGCAAGCUGCACAUGGAGGGAUUCCGCAGCCUGAAGGAGGGCGAGGCUGUCGAGUUCACCUUCAAGAAAUCAUCCAAAGGCCUCGAGUCCAUCCGGGUGACGGGGCCCGGGGGCGUCUUCUGCAUCGGCAGCGAGAGGAGGCCCAAGGGGAAGAGCCUCCAGAAGCGCAGAUCCAAAGGAGACCGGUGCUACAACUGCGGCGGGCUGGACCACCACGCCAAGGAGUGCAAGCUGCCCCCGCAGCCCAAGAAGUGCCACUUCUGCCAGAGCAUCAGCCACAUGGUGGCCAACUGCCCCGCCAAAGCACAGCAGUCGCCCAGCUCGCAGGGCAAGCCCGCCUACUUCCGAGAGGAGGAGGACAUGCACAGCCCGGCGCUGCUCCCCGAGAGCCGCGAAUGAUGCGGGGCGGCACGGGGGGCUUCCACCGGGGGGACAAGGCUUUGGCAAGGCAAGGGGCACCGAGGGGACAGCGAGGGCAGCGCUGGCAGCGGGCACCUGGCGUCCCUGCACACACCUUCCCCCCACGGCCAGGCUGGGAGGAGCCCUGUUAGCAUCAGGAUGGCGUGUUCCAGAACAGGGGAAGGCAGCGCCCAACACGCUAAAAACCCCAAACAUCCUUGAUUAAACUUUAUUCCUUUCCUAAGUUAAGCCAGGCAGCCGUGUCAGGGGAGGAGGAGCAGAGGGAGAACACCCAGCGAGGAGCUGAGGGCUCCUUGUUCUCCUGAACUGCACAGGAGAACAAGGGUGAGCUGGGGGGAACCUGC
Molecule: messenger RNA, 1052 nt
Organism: Zonotrichia leucophrys gambelii
Lineage: Eukaryota; Metazoa; Chordata; Aves; Passeriformes; Passerellidae
Gene: LIN28A
Product: lin-28 homolog A
Exons: 4
Coding region: 79-687 (202 amino acids)
Biological process (GO): pre-miRNA processing
Cellular component (GO): nucleus; cytoplasm
Molecular function (GO): zinc ion binding; mRNA binding
Source: RefSeq, a predicted model, not a curated record